CUGGUUCCUCCUCCUCCCAGAGGAGCUCUGAGAGCCGCAGGACCUACUGAGUGCGCUAGUAGGGGAGGGGGGGACGCUUUACGUGGCAAUGAGUCCGGACGUGACAUCUUCAUCUGAGGAAUUCAAGUCUUCUUCCUUGGUUUAUUAAGGUCUAUCAGGGAGACGGUUCCCGGCUCUGGGUCUCCGGUGCCAUGGCGAACAUGUGGCCACUUUUAUGGGCUGCGUUUCUUCCAUCCAUCAUCUUGGCUUAUGAAGUGGACUGGAAAAAACUGAAUGGACUCGCCAGGGCAAAAGUGGAGACCUGUGGAGGAUGACAGCUGAACAGACUGAGGGAGGUCAAGGCUUUCGUGACCCAGGACAUCCCUCUCUUCCAUAACUUGGUGAUGAAGCACCUCCCUGGUGCAGACCCCGAGCUCGUCCUCCUGAACCACUACUACGAGGAGCUGGAUCGCAUCCCGCUGUCACACAUGACCCGUGCUGAAAUUAACACACUCCUGGAGGAGUUGGGCUUCUAUAAAAAAGCACAAGCUGAAGAUGAAGUGCCGGACAAGUUUCGCUUCUCACCAGCUAAAGACAGUCCAUUCAAAGAGCAUCACACUCACAAACCACCUGCACACACCGAGCCCCCAGAAGAGCCCCAGCCUGAGAACGUGUCUCCACAUCAAGACUUAUAGUGUGUGUUUGAUUAGUGACACAAUUGUAAUUUUCCCUAGUCUCAGGCGCACACACACACACACACACACACACACACACUGCAGUACUGCUAGUAAUGAGCGGUUAGAGUCCAGUUUGUGCCCCAAUGAGAACUGAAUGAUGCCUCAAACUGUAAAAUCAUCUGAUUGGUUUUGGGCUGAUGAUCUACGUUCUUACUGGUGUAAACUGGUCUCCAUAGAGCGCAGUGUAACAAUACCACCAAGAUAAAGAAAUGUUUUUAACUGGCA
This is a messenger RNA of Silurus meridionalis, 941 nucleotides long. It is a transcript of the gene selenom, whose product is annotated as selenoprotein M. The transcript has 5 exons. Lineage: Eukaryota; Metazoa; Chordata; Actinopteri; Siluriformes; Siluridae. Gene Ontology annotation, cellular component: endoplasmic reticulum lumen. The record is from RefSeq and is a predicted model, not a curated record. Gene Ontology annotation, molecular function: oxidoreductase activity.